Cooperia oncophora is the source of this 639-nucleotide messenger RNA. The record is from the annotation of a GenBank genome assembly. Lineage: Eukaryota; Metazoa; Nematoda; Chromadorea; Rhabditida; Trichostrongylidae.
AUGGAAAUACUGCACUUUGGAAACCUCGUGGCUAUAAAAGAUGUGGAUAGGUGCUCCACGUCCUCAGGCCUUGUAUUUGGGAUACAGGAAAACAUCUAUAGUCUUCCACAAGCCAGCGUUUCUUCUCGCGUUAAUGCCAUGACUGAGGCAAUCAAGUAUUGGUGGAGUCAGCUGAGAGUGGUCGGUACUGUUGGGACUGGAGUCACGUUCAGAAGUUCCCAGUCGGGUAGUCCUAUCAGCUAUUUCACCAGGAUGGCCUGGGCAACCACUUCAAGGAUUGGAUGUGCUGUUACACAGAAAAACAAAGAUAAUAUACCCGAUACUAAGAUCUACACUCCAGGCAAUGCAUGCUCUCAGUGCCAAGGUGGCUAUCGCUGUAGCUCAGACAAGCUGUGCGCUCGUUCUAACACGACGAUUAUCCAACAUCUCAACUCAAUAGAUGCCUCUCAUGAAAUAAAAAAGACACUUCGUUCAAUAGGAUCAUUGAAGUUCAAUUCGCAUAGGAUUGCAAACUACAGAAAGGACGCAUGUUUAAUAUUCUCAAGAUAUUUCUAUGCAAGCGCUCCUCCACGCUCACGACAAUGUGAAGCCAUCGUCGCCCAGACUUUCUACAACCGCGUAAGCCUAACUCCUAGGUAG